AUGGUUGGUCUCGCUUCGGCCGCUGGCCUCGUAGGAUUCCUCUCGGAACCGGAUCCUGAGCUGCGAGUUUUUGCCUUGAAGACUUUGGAUUCUCAGAUCGACCUACUCUGGACGGAGGUCGUGGAUGCUGUCCCCCAAAUAGAGGCGCUCUACGAAGAUGAGUCUUUCCCGGAACGUGAACUUGCCGCCUUGGUUGCGGCCAAAGUUUACUAUCACCUCCAAGAAUAUAAUGAGAGUAUGGUUUUCGCUCUUGGAGCAGGGAAGUUAUUUCAAUUAGACCAAGGUGGCGAGUUUGAGGAGAUGAUUAUUGCCAAAUGUGUCGAUACUUUCAUUUCUCUCUCUGCUGCCAAAAAGCCUGCUGCGGGUGACCAGCCGGUCAAUUUGAACACUGCAUUCCCAACUUCUGGUGAAGGAGCCACGAGCACGUCCGCCAGCCUUACGUCCCCGAUUACUCCAUUCUCGCAGUUAGCUCUGCCAUCAAAAUCAUUACUUUCUCGGCAAGAAGUUCCAGGGGUUGAUGCGGCUUAUCCUGGAGGCGAUGAUGUAAGCGUUAAACAGGUGGAAACACCGUUGGUUAUGCGACGAGGGGUCCAGAGCCAAUUGCAAACUGUUAUCGAGCUCUUAUUUGAACAAUGCUUCCAGCAGAGGCGUUAUCGCCAAGUAAUUGGCAUUGCCAUCGAAGCUAAGAAUCUGGAUGUUCUUCGAAAGGCUAUCCUUCGGGCCAGCGAAGAUGAGAAGAAGGAGAACGGUGAAUCUCGCCGGAGCGAAGAACUCAUGGAAUACGUUCUAGAUAUCUGUAUGGGUAUCGUACAGGAGCGCGCUUUCCGCAACGAGAUCCUGAAACUCAUUCUUGACCUUCUCAACGAAAUCCCCUCGCCAGACUACUUCUCAAUCGCUAAAUGUGUUGUUUAUCUCAACGAGCACUCGAUGGCAUCCGUCAUUCUUCGCCAGUUGGUCGAGAAGGGUGAUGCCCGGUCGCUUGCUGUGGCUUACCAAAUUUCUUUUGACCUUUAUGAUAAUAGCACACAAGAGUUCCUUCAGAAGGUUCGACAGGAAAUCGCCGAGCUUGUGCCGGAAAAGAACGCAACCGAAGCCGAGAGGAAACAGGACACGACAGUAGAUGAAAGUGAGCCGAAGGAGUCUGACCCUUUACUCGAAGACCAGUCCAAUUCUGAACAACCCAAGUCUAUCGGGGUCAAUGAUGACGGGCAAAAAGCCUCGCCCGAAGCACAUACGGCCCUUAAAAAUAUAAUCGACAUUCUUGACGGUAUCAAGUCUAUCCAAUUGAAUUUGGAGUUCUUAUACCGGAGCAACAAGGCCGACAUUUCCAUCCUCAACAAAGUUCGGGAUAGUUUGGAGGCCCGGAAUUCGAUCUUCCACACCGCGGUUACGCUCUCAAAUGCCUUUAUGCAUGCCGGAACCACCCAUGACAAGUUCUUCCGAGACAAUCUGGAGUGGUUAGGCAAGGCAGUUAACUGGUCCAAAUUUACAGCUACAGCCGCUCUUGGUGUCAUCCAUCGCGGCAACUUGAGCCAGGGACAGAAGCUCUUGCAACCGUACCUACCUAGGGAGCAUAUUGCGGGUGUUGGGGGAUCAGGUUCUGUUUACAGCCAAGGUGGUUCUUUGUAUGCGUUUGGUCUGAUCUACGCCAACCAUGGUGGAAUGGCUGUCGAUCUCAUUCGUGACCACUUCAAGAAGGCUACUGAGGAGGUCGUCCAGCAUGGCGGUGCUUUGGGUUUGGGGGUUGCGGGCAUGGCCACCGGCGACGAAGGCAUCUACGAAGAUCUGCGGAACGUUCUCUACACCGACUCGGCACUUAACGGCGAGGCUGUCGGACUCGCUAUGGGUCUGGUCAUGCUGGGGACUGGCAACAUGAAGGUCCUGGAAGAUAUGAUUCAGUAUGCCCAUGAUACGCAGCACGAGAAAAUUGUUCGUGGUUUAGCGAUGGGAAUGGCUCUUAUCAUGUAUGGCCGUCAAGAAGCCGCUGACGAAUUGAUCAAUGGCCUCUUGGGCGACCCUGACCCGACCAUUCGCUAUGGCGGUAUUAUGACGAUCGCCCUUGCUUAUUGCGGCAGUAGCAGCAAUAAAGCCGUCCGUAAACUCCUUCACAUCGCUGUCAGCGACGUUAAUGAUGACGUCCGACGUAUUGCAGUGCUGAGUUUGGGCUUCAUCUUGUUUAGGAAGCACCAGAGCGUGCCUCGUAUGGUGGAGCUGCUUUCUGAGUCGUACAACCCCCAUGUGCGUUAUGGUGCUGCUAUGGCCCUUGGUAUUUCAUGCGCUGGCACCGGGCUCGACGAGGCGAUCGAUCUCCUUGAGCCGAUGCUCAAGGAUUCCACCGACUUUGUGAGGCAGGGAGCCCUGAUUGCCUUAGCCAUGGUUUUGGUCCAGCAAAAUGAAGCCAUGAAUCCCCGAGUGAGCACAUUGCGCAAAGCCAUGAUGAAAAUGAUUGGAGACCGCCACGAGGAUGCCAUGGCCAAGUUUGGUUGUGCGGUUGCUCUUGGCAUCAUCGAUGCUGGUGGCCGGAACUGCACCAUCAGUCUGCAAACACAGACCGGUAACCUGAACAUGCCCGGAAUUGUCGGGGCUGCUGUGUUUAUUCAGUAUUGGUACUGGUUCCCCCUCACUCAUUUCCUGUCGCUCAGUUUCUCCCCUACGUCGGUCAUCGGCGUGGACCAGAAGCUCGAAGUACCUUUCUUCAAGUUCCAUUCGAACACGAAGCCUAGCCUUUUCGAUUACCCACCGGAGCAACAGGUGAAGACUGAAGAGGCACCGGAGAAGAUCAAAACCGCUGUUCUGUCCACCACUGCCCAGGCUAAGCGUCGUGCGCAGCGGCGUGAGAAACAGCAGCGGCGCGAGAGUAUGGAUAUUGACCAGACACCUGCCACACCCAAGGUCUCGGACCAGGCGCCUGAUCGGAUGGACACCGAGGACGGCACAACCAAAGGCGAUGAAGAGGCAAAGGAGGGAGAUAAGGAGCCCAGUGAGGGCCAAAGGAAAAGGGUUGAGCGGGAGAAGGUUGGAUAUGAACUUGAAAAUAUGUCGAGAGUGCUUCCCGCUCAACUCAAGUAUCUGACUUUCCCAGAUCCUCGGUAUGAGCCGGUCAAACGGCCUACUGGUGGAGUGGUUGUGGUCCUGGAUAAGAAGCCCGAUGAAUCGCGAGAGACCAUCGAAAUGAAGGCUAGCAAGGAAGUCAAGCAACCCGCUGCCGCAGGUGAGACGCUGCAGGACCGACUGCAGGCUGCCAUCGGGGCUGCAGCUCUCCAGACGCCUCAACGGGGUGGUCCCGGUCAAAUUUCCAUGGGUGCCGGUCCGACAGCGGGAGCGGCGGCGGCUGCCGGUGUUUUGACAGCAGUGGAUGAGGAUCAAGAAGGCGGCGAGGAGGCCCCCGUUCCUGAAGAGUUCAAGUACGAGUCAGAAGGCGAGGAGUAG
Messenger RNA from Aspergillus tanneri, 3429 nucleotides. RefSeq names its product proteasome regulatory particle base subunit RPN2 (gene RPN2). Gene Ontology annotation, cellular component: nucleus; proteasome regulatory particle, base subcomplex; proteasome complex. The transcript has 5 exons. Lineage: Eukaryota; Fungi; Ascomycota; Eurotiomycetes; Eurotiales; Aspergillaceae. Gene Ontology annotation, molecular function: enzyme regulator activity. Gene Ontology annotation, biological process: proteasome-mediated ubiquitin-dependent protein catabolic process; regulation of protein catabolic process. The coding region runs from base 1 to 3429 and encodes 1142 amino acids. The record is from RefSeq and is a predicted model, not a curated record.